GUAAUGUUCAGUCGAAGAUGUUUAAAAUAGGUUUUAUCAAAGCAGCCUUUUCUCAUCCCUUUACCCUUUUCAAAGCAGGCGAUUGGCUAUGUUGGAAAGAUGGACUUCUCUAAUUUGGAACAAAUAAACUCACAUGGCAUAAUGCGCCAGGCGGUUUUUCUCUGACUCGGACCCCUACUUCGAAAACAGCAUCGUAAUGGCCGCCUCCGCAGCAGCUACGGCCACUGCCAGCACCGUUCCGAGCAUCGCCAAUGUCCGGUUUGAUGUCUUCUGCCGGUUUCUGGAGAACCUGCACCGCUCGCGCAAGAAAAAGGACAAGCUCGAAACCCUCUGGGGCUUCCUCCGUCCGGUGUCCGAUGGGGAUCUGUGGCCGGGAUUUCGCUUGAUGUUCCCGCACGCCGACCGGCACCGGGGGAAUUACGAAAUGAAGGAGAAUAAGCUGGGCAAGCUGGUCGCCGAGAUUCUAAACGUCCCGGAUCGGGAGAAAAAGCGGCUUUUGGGGUUCAAAGACGCGGGGCUGCAGGAGGGGUUUCGCUGUAUACCAGGGGAUUUCUCCUCGGUGUUGUUUUCCGUCGUGGAAAUCCGAGCGAACUACGCCUCGGCGGGAUUGACCGUCGGGGAUGUGAACUUAGUGUUAGACCAAUUAUCGGUGGAGUACGAGGAUAUUGAGGACAUAAGAGUUCCGGGGGGAGGACAAGCACAAGGGAAGGCUGCGAGUAUCAUCUCAGGCGAAGUCACGGAAGGAAAGAAUGACGCCACAACGUCGCCUCGCGGAGGAAAGAGUACCGCCGCCACAACCUCCGGGAGACCUCCAGCAACAUCAGAUGCUAGCGCCGAACUGCUUCAAGAGCUGCAGCGCGCGCGGCAGAACCCAGCGUUGUCCACCAUCAGUGCCUCGCUCACCGCGAACAUGAGCCGGAAGGUGAAGGAGAUCAACACGAAGCAGGACAAAGCGUCGCAUCGGGUGUUGCUCGCCGCCAUCCGGCGGAUGUCGCCGGUGGAGAUGAAGUGGUUGGCGAGGUUCAUUUUGAAGGAUACGAAACUUGGAUUCUCGGUGGAAUCCGUGUUGUCAAAAUUCCACAAGGACGCGAUCUCUCUGUACCAAGAAAUGGCGGAUUUGAAGAUGGUGCUGGACCGGCUCAGAGUGGGCGUAAACAACACGACGGAAUCGUUCACUUCGUCCGUGAAUUUUUUGUUCCAGAGGAUUCAGCCCAUGCUCGGUGGAAGACUAGGGAUCGAGCACUGCGACAAGGUUCUCUUUGAAAAACCGAAGGAGCAAAUCGCUGCUGCAAUUGCGGCAGCCGCGGAGAAAGAGAAGGAGAAGGAAAAGAGCAAGCAGAAUCUGAAUAAAGAUGCGGCUAGCAAUGAAGAACUUAUCCAAGCAGAAAGCAGUGGAAAAAAAGAAGACCCACUCCAGGGCGCCCAGACCGAACACCCUCCCCAGCCAGGGUACUUUGUGGAGACGAAGCUGGACGGCGAGCGCAUGAUUUGUCACAUCGACAAGUCGCAGGGGAUUCUCCAGUUCUUCACGCGCAACGGAAACGACUACACGCCGAGAUACGGGCCGCAAAUGAAGGAGACCAUUUUGAGUUGCUUCGGCGGCGACCAGGGGAUUUUGGACGGCGAAAUGCUCGGUUUCGACGAGGCUUUGCAGUGCUUUCUCCCGUUCGGCACGAAUCGGAACGUCAGCUUGGACCUGAGCGGCAAGACGCACUUGUGCUACAUGAUUUUCGACGUGUUGAUGUUCAAAGGGAGAAGUCAUGCUAAUGCGAGUGCUUCAUCCUCAUCCAAGGAUCCGCAUCCUGCUUCUACCACCACGACAAACAAAAUCUACGAUUUCCGGUCGAAUUCUCUGCAGCAGCGGAAGCAGGUCCUCCAGACCAUCAUCCGGCCGAAGCGCAACUGGGUGGAGCUGGUAGAACCCAGAGGGCCGUACUUCGACGCCAAGGAGGUCGAGGCGGAGCUGGAGCAGGCCGUGGAGCGGCGGGAAGAGGGCAUCAUGGUGAAGUCGAUUCACAGUAAGUACCGGUUCAAUUCCCGGAAGUCAGGCUGGUGGAAGCUGAAACCUGAGUACGGAAACAGGUACGCGGACCACCUGGAUCUGGUCGUCAUUGGCGGGUAUUUUGCGGACACGGCUGGGAGGAGGCGGGGCGGAACGGAAUUGGUGGACAACGUGUCGAAAUUUUUGCUUGCAGUGAGGGUGCAGGGAGAUGUUGACAAUCCCGGGGGAGAGGAUGACGAGGACAAUCCUGAACAAGACGCAGAACAAAUAGCGGAUGAUGGCAACGAAGAGUUGCAGGAGCUGCUUGCCGCCGGAAGGAGCGACGGAGAAAACAAUAAAAGUCUACUUGUUCCGAAUAGACUCGAGAAGCAAAAUAACGCCUUGUCCUCUAUGGAGCCGAAGCCGCGCGAGGUGGUUUGCUUCGCGAAGGUUGCGACCGGCUACAGCAAAGACGAGCUGGUGCAGAUUUGCGACCUGAUGCGCCCACAUGUGACGCGGUACGAAGCUGCGAAUCCGCCAAGUUGGUUGCAGUACAAAUUUCCCGCGCACACGAGGCCGGACGUUGUGUACAAGGAUUUGAACGACUGCAACAUUGUGUUUGAGAUCGAAGCAUCGGAGAUCAUGCGGUCCGUGGAUUUCGAAUUGGGGUACACGAUGCGGUUCCCAAGGUUCGUCUGCCUGCGGAACGACAAAUCCUUCGGCGACUCCAUGUCGUUCGAGGAACUGCAGCAGUUUCUGACCGCCGAAGCCGCGAACCAGAGAUUUUCUCUAGCGACCGGGGCGAACCGAGGGAAGGGGGAGGAGGGGGAGGCAGGAACAACGGAUGGGCAAAGUCGGAAAAGAACCAGGACGACGACAGUGCGGGUAGCGAAGAAGCCGAAGAUCGUCGGAAAAGUGGUGGCGCCGGCGGCCAUGCCGAUGGGCGAUGUUGUGUCUGACCUCCAGGGAUUGUCUUCACUGGCAACGAGCGGGGCGGCCGCUAUUGGGGAUGAUGAGGACCCAGAUACAUCUUCAAAAACUGGCGCUGCAGCAGGAGGUCAAGCUACUCCAGCACACCUGGAAAAGAACUAUCCGCACCACAUUUUCAGAAAACUACCUGGCACAACAACUUCUUCCUCAAGCCCCGAAUCUAUCCCCCAACCCGGCGACGUUUACCGCCAGCUGUUGCCCUUCGUCUGGCAGCGGCAGAUGCAGUUUGAGAAGGACAACCCUACGAUAGUUUCUGAUCUCUUCAAAGACACAGAAAUCUGCGUUUUGAAUCGGGUGACGAAAAGCACUCUGAGCCGACACUUUCCCACCGCCGAACAGCAGCUCCUCGACCAUUUACUCCGAAAACACGGCGCGAAAGUUGUGGCGCAGUUUUCGAAAAAUAGAACCGAUUUUGUCCUCGCGGGAGAAAUCGAUCUGCGGGUGCGAAACCAUUUCCGCAUGCACUACGAGCAGGACGUGUUGCAUGUUUUGUAUGUGCUAGAGGCACUGAUGUGGUGGUAUGGGCGGAAGGAGAAAAAUGAAAGCAAGCUGUUGUCAACGGCUGCUUUUUCGUCCACCGCUGCGGGCGCAACUACCUCCACGAAUGGACAACAAGCAGAAGAACAGGCACAGGAAAAAAAUCAAGUUCUGCAAGUCUUCCCUCCACGAAAGCGACAUUACUUGUUGACGAGCGACAGCACGAAGAGCAAAUUAGCCACGGCGUUCGACCAAUUUGGCGACAGCUUCACGACGGAGAUGACGAGGCUCGAUUGGGACCAAAUCGUGGUGGAUACCACGACAAGCAGUACGGUGAGCGGCGGAGGAGCUCCAGAUAGCAAUGAGAAUCACAACGCGCCCACUAGAGAGUAUUCUGAUCAGGAACUUGAAAAAACGAUCGCAGAGCUCAUGGCAUGACCAGCGCCAGCGGGGACUGUCAGCAUAAACAAUCAGUGAAGAAGUGAC
Molecule: messenger RNA, 3934 nt
Organism: Amoebophrya sp. A120
Lineage: Eukaryota; Dinophyceae; Syndiniales; Amoebophryaceae
Source: the annotation of a GenBank genome assembly